Molecule: messenger RNA, 1796 nt
Organism: Dreissena polymorpha
Lineage: Eukaryota; Metazoa; Mollusca; Bivalvia; Myida; Dreissenidae
Product: 26S proteasome regulatory subunit 7
Exons: 11
Coding region: 113-1414 (433 amino acids)
Biological process (GO): proteasome-mediated ubiquitin-dependent protein catabolic process
Cellular component (GO): proteasome regulatory particle, base subcomplex
Molecular function (GO): proteasome-activating activity; ATP binding; ATP hydrolysis activity
Source: RefSeq, a predicted model, not a curated record
AACCUUGAAUCGAUUAAGUCGAUACAAAAGUUAGGUGUAGAAAUCGCAAAACACGAAAAAGAUUUUUAUGAUUUUGCUGUCUUAUAUAUUAUUUUGAACAAUAAACUAAAAGAUGCCAGAUCAUUUAGGUUCAGACCAAAGAAAAGUAAAAGACGACAAAAAAGACGAGAAGCCGAUACAAGCUCUUGAUGAAGGUGACAUAGCCCUUUUAAAGACCUAUGGUGUUGGUCAGUACAGUCGGUCCAUCAAACAAGUGGAGGAAGAUAUCCAGGACUGUCUCAAGAAAGUCAAUGAGCUCUCAGGCAUUAAGGAGUCAGACACUGGCCUCGGACCUCCAGCAUUAUGGGAUCUUGCAGCGGAUAAGCAGACUCUACAGAGUGAGCAGCCUCUGCAGGUUGCCCGCUGCACGAAGAUCAUCAAUGCAGACACAGACGACCCCAAGUACAUCAUAAAUGUAAAGCAGUUUGCCAAGUUUGUGGUCGACCUUGGUGACCAGGUGGCUCCUACAGACAUAGAGGAAGGCAUGAGGGUCGGGGUUGACAGGAACAAGUACCAGAUUCACAUCCCGUUACCUCCCAAGAUUGACCCCUCGGUGACGAUGAUGCAGGUAGAAGAGAAGCCAGACGUCACAUACAGCGACGUUGGUGGCUGCAAAGAACAGAUUGAGAAACUGCGAGAAGUCGUGGAGACACCUUUACUGCAUCCUGAAAAGUUUGUGAAUCUGGGUAUUGAGCCUCCUAAGGGCGUGUUGUUGUUUGGGCCUCCUGGUACGGGUAAAACCCUGUGCGCUCGUGCAGUGGCUAACAGAACAGAUGCCUGCUUCAUUCGCGUGAUUGGGUCAGAACUUGUGCAGAAAUAUGUUGGAGAGGGUGCCAGGAUGGUCCGGGAGCUGUUUGAGAUGGCCAGGAACAAGAAGGCCUGCAUCAUCUUCUUUGAUGAGAUAGAUGCUGUUGGAGGUGCACGGUUUGAUGAUGGUGCAGGGGGAGAUAACGAGGUGCAGCGGACCAUGUUGGAGCUCAUUAACCAGCUGGACGGGUUUGAUCCCCGGGGCAACAUCAAGGUUCUCAUGGCAACCAAUCGACCUGAUACCCUCGACCCUGCCCUUAUGAGGCCUGGCAGACUGGAUAGGAAGAUUGAGUUUGGUCUGCCAGAUCUAGAGGGGUGUGCCCACAUCUUCCGUAUCCAUGCCCGGUCCAUGAGUGUAGAGAAAGACAUACGAUAUGAAUUGCUGGCUAGAUUGUGCCCAAACACCACUGGUGCUGAGAUCCGCAGUGUGUGUACAGAGGCUGGAAUGUUCGCCAUCCGUGCCCGCAGGAAGAUGGCCACUGAGAAAGACUUCCUGGAGGCAGUCAACAAGGUGAUCAAGGCGUACGCCAAGUUCAGCUCCACUCCACGAUACAUGACCUACAACUGAGGCUCUGGCAUACAAUUGCAUGCAACCUCUGGCUCUGGCAUGCAUGUGCAUUCUGGAAGAAAUUAUGAUUUGAAAUGAAAGGAUUACGCUCUUUGUUAUACCAGUAGUGUGUAUUUCAAUGACUGUUGCAAUGUCUAGAGAAACAUGAAAUAUAUUUAUAAAAUGUUUAAAAAUAUCAAUGUUGAUAUAAUUGAAGUUUUCUUCUUGUCCAUCCUGUAAUGCCAUGAAUGUUUAGUGCUCAUGUAUACAACUCUUGUGGACUGUCAUGUGUUGAAUGAAACACACGCAUACUUUUGUGGAAUGUGAACACUUAUACAUGUGCUAUUUAAUUCAUAUGUUUUGAAAAAUAUUGUCAUAAAAAAAUAAAUGUUAAAUGCAUAAA